This is a messenger RNA of Leucoraja erinaceus (little skate), 273 nucleotides long. Its product is annotated as inner centromere protein-like. The coding region runs from base 1 to 273 and encodes 90 amino acids. The transcript has 3 exons. The record is from RefSeq and is a predicted model, not a curated record. Lineage: Eukaryota; Metazoa; Chordata; Chondrichthyes; Rajiformes; Rajidae.
AUGGAGGGGCUCCACGGGGAGCUGGGAGCCGCGCUGAUCGAUGGGAGGGAGAGAGAGAGGGAGUGGGAGAUCGGAGAGGGGCAAAGAAGGAGAGAGGAGCUAAUAGGGAGGGAGAGGGAGAGAGAUGAGAUAGAGAGGGGGGAGAGAGAGAUGAGGGGAGAGGAGGAGAGGAGAGAGUGGGGAGAGAGAGAGGAGAGAGAGGAGAGGAGAGAGAGAGAAGGAAGGGAGGAGAAUAAGAGAGGGGGAGAGAGAGAGGAGAGAGAUAGGAGAUAG